ACACGAAUUUCGUUUAAACUACACAAAUAUAGUGAAACAUCCCGGAAAAUGACGACUUCGGAACAAAUAGGACUGAACAAAACUUGGGAACUUUCCCUUUACGAGUUGCAUCGCACCCCACAAGAAGCGAUCACUGAUAACACAGAGAUCGCUGUCUCUCCAAGAAGUCUUCACAGUGAGCUUAUGUGCCCAAUAUGCUUGGAUAUGCUGAAAAAGACCAUGACCACCAAAGAAUGCUUGCACAGAUUCUGCUCGGAAUGCAUCAUCACAGCUUUGAGAUCUGGGAAUAAGGAGUGUCCCACUUGUAGAAAGAAACUUGUGUCAAAGAGGUCCUUGAGGCCUGAUCCUAAUUUUGACUUAUUGAUAUCCAAGAUAUAUCCCAGUCGGGAUGAAUAUGAAGCUCACCAGGAGCGUGUUUUAGCAAAACUCAAUAAGAGCCAUUCCAGGGAAGCUCUUGUGCAAUCAAUCAAAGAGGGAAUUAAAAUGCAGUCACAGAAUAGGCCCAAUAGAGGGAGAAAAACAAAUGAUCCAAAUGUGGCUGAUAAUCAGGAUGAAAAUGCUCCUAUUGUACCUAAUAAUGCCAGUGAAAAUGUGCCACCCGUGCAACUCAACCCCGUUGCCCCCCAAGCGGCUGCCCCUGCCGCGCCCACCCCGCCGCCGCUGGCCACGCCCGCCCCCACCUUAGGAGCGGUCCCGGUCCCGCCCCCCGGCCACGCCCAUCCGCCCAGUCCGUCUCCGUCUGGGCGCAGCACGCCCUCGCAGCCGCCCAGUCCGGUGUCGUCCAGCGUCAGCUCUGUUGCCAAGUCGUUCGGUAAACGGCCCAAAAGUGUACUGACAUCGGAGAGGAGCGAAGAGAGCGAAUCCAGCGAAAGGACGGAGCAAACUGAUACCGAGGGAGAGGGAAAUUCGGAACCCAGGACUUUGAACGAAAUCGAAUUGGUCUUCAAGCCCCAUCCGACCGAAAUGUCGGGCGAGGAGGUGAAAGCUCUCAAAGAAAAUUCGAUAAGAUACAUUAAAACCACGGCCAAUGCGACCGUUGACCACCUCCACAAGUACCUCGCGAUGCGCCUCACCUUGGACCUCGUCGAUUCGCAACUGUCUUCGACGCACAGCCUGCUCAACUUUUGCAUUUACAUAUCGCCAAUGGCGGGACAGUAUGUCCAGCUCAACGGUAACCAAACUCUGGGACAAGUGAAUGACAAAUAUUGGAAGGUGAACAAACCAUUGGAAAUGUUCUAUUCCUGGAAAAAGACAUAGGGAAUGCGUAAGGGGCCCAAAAAGGCUCCCUAAAAGGGAUCGAUGUAAAGUAGAACAAUUAUUAUUGUUCAGGGGCGGAGAAUUGUAUAUCGGAAUAUUGAAAGUUUUACUGAAAAUUCGGACGGAAUCAUGAUUUUUUUCUCAUCU
This is a messenger RNA of Phaedon cochleariae (mustard beetle), 1404 nucleotides long. NCBI's taxonomy places the organism in Eukaryota, Metazoa, Arthropoda, Insecta, Coleoptera, Chrysomelidae. The record is from the annotation of a GenBank genome assembly.